Messenger RNA from Bombyx mandarina (wild silkworm), 2291 nucleotides. RefSeq lists its product as uncharacterized. Lineage: Eukaryota; Metazoa; Arthropoda; Insecta; Lepidoptera; Bombycidae. The record is from RefSeq and is a predicted model, not a curated record.
CCCAAGUAUGUUUGUUUUCAUCGAAAUACAUUAAUUUUGUAACUGAAACCUGUAUUGUAAUGUCCUGCCGUACAUGAACAUAAAGAUGCCUUACUACUGUACGGUACCCCGCUGCACAUCGAUGGCGGGAAAAGCCAAAAACGUAUCUUUUCACCAGUUCCCUAGAGACGAAGAGUUAGCAAAACUCUGGAAUAACAUAUUAAAGAGAGGCAAACCAUAUACAAAAUAUUCUAAAGUUUGCAGUUUGCACUUCAAACCGGAAGACUAUACUUUGACCAGCGUCGGAAAAAACAAAGGCCAAUGGAGAACAUUGCGUAAGGAUGCUAUACCAUCAAGAAAUUUACCGUCAGAUUCUCCACUUCCUUACCAGAGGAGGCAGUCGGAUAGCUGGCUACCGGUCACCAACAGUCCUUUGGACCCUCAGGUUCAACAGCAAAUGGCGCAAGCUAUUUACAUACAGACCAUGCUAGCUAUGCAAGCAGUCACAAAUGAUGCCCCCAGUCCAAAUAAUGAAGAAACAACGAGUUCAGAAGAUUCAUAUCAACAGGAGAAAAAUGAUUCUGCAAUGCCGACCUUUGUUAAUGAUGAAACAAAAACGUCAUACAAAUGUAAAGUGUGCACUAAAUGCUUCAAGGACCCCGAUGUAAUGCUAUUGCACCAGCGGACGCACAAUAACUCUAUCAAUGAACCUAAUUCGAUGACCAUGCAAGCCAAUCCUAUUUUAGCCGGUCUCCUGAGGAAUAACAGCGAGACGGCCAAUGGUAAUCUCUUUGCAGCCCUAGCUCUCAAUUUGGUGGUCCAAAAUCUGUUCGAAGGUAAGAAAACUUGUGAGGAAUUAAAAGGGAUAUCCGCUAAAUACGUUGUAGACGAAACGUAAGGGUUUUAUUGUAUCCUUAAUUACUUGCAGGGUAGUUUUGUAAGUUUGUGAAAAUUGAGAUUUGUAGAUUUUAUUUUGUAAUGUAAUGAGAUAUAUCUAGCAAUGAUUGACAAUUAGAGUAAGAUGAACGAACAAAUCGAUGGAAGAAAGCGGAAUAGUAGUAACUUGAAAAUACCAACCUUACACCGGAGCCACAAAAUAAUUGAAUUGUUGGAAAACUAUACAUUCGGAGUGGUAUUUUAUUUUUUUAUACAAAUUUAAAAGGUGAAAAGUGAUUUAACCCAAAAGCCACGGUACUACAUGUCCGCUUUUUCCCGUCGAAAUGAUAUUCCUUCACGAGACGUAAUGGCAAAGUUGCAUCAGGGUCGUUGGGUAGGCCUAAGUAUGCGUUGAUUAAUCUAAUUUAAAAAAUGAUACGUUCAUUUUUAUUUGUCAACGAAUCGGAGGAGUUCAAACUUUUUGUGUAACUACCCACCUUUUUAGUUUUAGUGAAAUUCGUGACUAAGACUGAUUUUAUUUGUAGAUUUAACUGAAAAUCACGUACGAGCUAGUGAUGUCGUUUCAGAAUUAAUUAUGUAAUUUAUUGGAAUCGAAAUGAUUCGUUGAAGCGAAAUUCACUCAGUACUUACAUAGGGCUAUGAUAUUUCGUGUGAAACAUUUAAAGAUCGAUAGGAUUAAAGUAUUUCGCGUUCAAGCCACUAGCGGCAAGAGGCUGGUUGUCGAUUGAGACCUGGAAACCUGCAUGGAGAUAGAUGAGACGACCUCAUGUGCCAUUGUUGCAAAGGUCAUCUACUCAACUGCAAAGCUCUCGAAGCGACCUACAUCAUUGAGGAAACAGCACAAUAUCGCUUUUUUAAAUGAUAAUGGCCUUCGGAGCCUGUUUACAGUACAUCGCGUGUCCGUUUAUUGACCGCAAGUUUGGAGUAAUUACAUUGCGGGUUUUCGAAGUACGCCUUAUUAUCUGUCUCGCCAUCGGAAGCGAUGGUCUGACAACGAUUGUUAAGAAGUAGAACCUCAAUUCGGAGGUCUGUAUUCCAUGAGAAGUACUUAGCGAUUCUUUGAGAUAUCCUUCUUUGUCUGCUUCGUUCCAUUUUGCUCUCGAGUGGACUACCCUCUUAAGCAUCCCUGAGCGCGAUGACCAGCCUUUUAAGGGAGGUUUGAGGAGAGCUGCCUGAAGCACCGGAAAAGACCUGGAUUCGUCUAAAUUGAGUUACAUCGUAUGAUAAUUAAAGACUAUUUUUCCACCGUCUGUUUAUUUUUUUAUUUGUUAGGUAUAGUCAAUCGCGCGAUUAGAAGACGAUACUAGAUUAAGUUUUAUUUGACGUCAGAAAAGUAAUGUAGCGAACACGGUAGGUUUUUGCCUACUUCUGCGCCCAAUUCGUCCUUUCUGAAUCAGGUCUAAGGGACUAUUCCA